Messenger RNA from Artibeus jamaicensis (Jamaican fruit-eating bat), 1817 nucleotides. RefSeq names its product transmembrane protein 86A (gene TMEM86A). Gene Ontology annotation, cellular component: membrane. The coding region runs from base 60 to 782 and encodes 240 amino acids. Lineage: Eukaryota; Metazoa; Chordata; Mammalia; Chiroptera; Phyllostomidae. The transcript is spliced from 3 exons. The record is from RefSeq and is a predicted model, not a curated record.
CUGGCCGCAGGCAGGUCCUGGCUGCUGCAGCCCAGAGCUGGGUGCCAGCCGCCGCCGCCAUGGUGUCCCCGGUCACCGUGGUGAAGAGUGAGGGACCCAAGCUGGUGCCCUUCUUCAAGGCCACCUGUGUGUAUUUUGUGCUCUGGCUGCCCUCGUCCAGCCCAUCUUGGUUCAGCGCCCUCAUCAAGUGCCUGCCCAUCUUCUGCCUCUGGCUCUUCCUUCUGGCCCAUGGCCUAGGAUUCCUGCUGGCCCGCCCCAGUGCCGUCCGCAUCUUUGUGGGGCUCGUCUUCUCUGCCCUAGGUGAUGCCUUCCUCAUCUGGCAGGACCAGGGCUACUUUGUGCACGGUCUACUGAUGUUUGCCGUGGCCCACAUGCUCUACGCCUCAGCCUUUGGCAUACGGCCACUGGCUCUUCGGACAGGUCUGGUGAUGGCAGUGCUGGCGUGCCUGUUCUAUGGCUUCCUCUACCCGGGCCUCUCAGGUGCCUUCACCUCCUUGGUGGGGGCCUAUGUGGCCCUUAUCAGUUUCAUGGGCUGGCGGGCUAUGGCAGGGCUACGGUGGGGUGAAGCAGCCUGGCGCUGGACUGAGCUGGCAGCAUGCAGUGGCGCAGUGCUCUUUAUCAUCUCAGACAUGAUCAUCGCUGUCGACAAAUUCUGCUGUCCCGUGCCCUACUCGCAGGCACUCAUCAUGUCCACCUACUAUGCUGCCCAGAUGUUCAUUGCCCUGUCGGCUGUCGAGAGUCGGGAGCCGGUGGAAGACUACAGACUGAGCAAGGCCAACUGAGGGGCUAGGGUCUGGUCACCCUUCUCUCUUCCUGGGACUGGGGUCCAGAGCCUGGGAACCUGCAAGAGGUGGUUCAGGAUGGCUGGAGUUUCAGCCUGAGGCAGCAGGUGCUGCCUGGAAAAUGUACAAGGGGGGUGAGCAGGAAUGGAUCUCUCUAGCAAAGCUAGUGGUCCAGUACAGUGCUCAGAGCUAAAAAGAGCUGGACUAACGCUCCUUGCUGGAGCCAGAAGCAGGUAUCUCCUCAAUGCUACCCCAUUGGGAUUGUCAGACCCUUCUGGGGCUGUGAUGAUGCUCAGCUUCUUGACCUCCCCUCCCCUUCUACUAGAUGGAAGAAUCCGGCUCACUCACUCCCACUCUUUCUGAUUCAUGCAGAGUGGAAGGGGAGGGAGAAAUCUGUGCCAGGGCUCAAAGCCCUCUUUGAAGGACCUGAGUUGGGAAGAUUGGUUAGGGGCGGAGUCUCCCUUUCCCUCAUCUAUUCUUAUUACUUGAACAAUUUCACUUUCUAUGGAUGGGUGGAAAGGUGUCUUGUCCGGGUAGGGAAGAGGGGACUUCUUUGGCCUGAGAACUUGGGUAUUAAGGAUUCAGGUUGGUCCCAUCUCUCUCAUAGGUCAGCCCAGAGCUCAGGCCCUACACCGUCACCCUCAGACCCUGCCCCCAGGGCUAGGGUGAACCAUGCCAAAGGAAGGGGCCAGCCUGUGCGUUGUGUGUGUGUGCAAUCUGUCUCCCAGCCUGUGUCUUCCUCUGCCAUCUGUGUCUGUUCUGCUGUCUGUUAAAAUCUUAUAGGGAGAGGCCUCAGGGAGCUGUUGAAGGGGUGCUGAGCCUGGCUCAUAGAGCUGGGAACCCCCAUGCCCAACCCUCUCCCCCACUGCUUUCCUCUCUGCCACCCCUGCACUGGUAGCAAGGGUGGGGUGGCUCCAGUGACAUUCUAGGGUCAUAAGACCCAAGGCACAUUCAAUGCAAGGUGAGCAAAGAUGGGACAGUUCUGUCCUUUACUGUUCAUAUGAAAAAAUAAAAAUAAAAACCAAGGGCUAUUGA